UCACAAAUUGUAGGUGCGUAUGUGAAGUUUAUAAAAACGAAAAAUAGCUACUAAAAUAAUUAGAAAAGGGUUUUAGGGAAUUUUGGCGGUUAGGGUUUUAGUAAGAUUGAUACAUUCAGCAAUAGAAAUUUUCGCCUAAAAACUAAAAACUGAGCGUGCCCAGGCUUUCAGUUUAUUUUUUCUUUUUUGAAUGGUAUUUUUGGAAGAUUUCUCUGUUUCCGAUCCGAAAAUCCCAACGGUGCUUCAGAACUGUGCAGAAGUUUUGAAGGGGUAGCUGAAACAUCUAAGAAAGGGCUUUGUUGGUUUGAACUGAAGCGCUCUGGGAUGGCAGAGUGGGGUGUCCACCGGCAAGUUAAAUUCUUGGGCCCUCGAGGAGAUAGCACUUCCAAACAGUUGUCUGGCAAAAUCGAGGAAGAAUAUGAUGAAGAUGAUAAAAAACACGUGAAAGCUGAGUUGAUUUCAUGCCCAGAAGUACGGAAGAGAAAGUGUCUUUCCUCCAACCAACUGAGAAAAGAAAAAGCUAUAAGAUGUGGGGAACAAAGGCUACAUAGUAGUCCUAACAAGGGCAAGCAAAAGAAGCACAACAGUUCUGUAGAGAGAUGGUCUGCUGAAAGGUAUAAACUGGCUGAAGAAAGCAUGUUAGAGAUCAUGAAGGCUGAAGGGGCUGUGUUUGAGAAUCCAAUAUCUCGGCCUGCUUUGAGAAUGGCAGCUCGUAAACUUAUUGGUGAUACUGGGCUCUUGGACCAUCUGCUGAAGCAGAUUGAUGGAAAGGUGGCACCUGGUGGUACUGAUCGGUUUCGCCGCUGUUACAACACUAGUGGGGUGAUGGAGUAUUGGCUAGAGAGUGCUGACCUUGCCAACAUACGAAAAGAGGAUGGGAUCUCCCCAUUUUGGCAGAAACCUGAUGGGGGUCGCUUUCAUGAUUCUGUUUGUGCUAUAGAACUCCAACUACUUAAAGAAGAAAUGGCCAAAAUGAAGAGGUGCCUUCUAUUUUUUGUAAAUAGGGAUAUGCAGGAGCUGGUAUCCAAGCAGCAAGAGCAAGAUCAAGCUAGUUCGAUUGAGGAGAUGCAGAAAGAAAUGGUGAAAUGGAAAGCGAAGACAGAUGAAUGCCUGAUGGAGUUUUCAAGUUCGUUGAAUGGUGUGCAGAACAUGUGCAAGGAACUAAUGCCAUGGAAAGCUAGAGUUGAGCAGCAGAUGCUGGAAAUUUCAAAUUCAUUGAGCAGUCUGCAGGCAUCGAAGCAAUGCACUAUCUUUAGUCCAUCAGCUUCUGAAAGGUGGGAAGAUUGGUUGGAGAGCACCAACCUUGACAAUUUUCAAGGGGGUAACUUGACACCCUGGUUAGAGAACCCAGAGCUGAUUAAUUUUGGGCAGGAUGUAGUUCAAGAUACAGAUCUGGCCCCACUAGCAUGGUCAAGACCUGGUCAUAGCCCCUCUCAAGGCCCCAUUUUUGCGCAAGAGCUGGAUAUACUUAACGAAGAAACGGCUAAAAUAAAGAGUGAUGUGCAGGAGCUAGCACCAAGGAGGCAAGAGAAAGAUCAGGCAAAUGUGACACCUGAUUCUUCUGUUACUGCCAAUUCAAAGUUAGAUCUUGAUAAUUCAUUGCUUCUGUUUCAGGACCAAUUUGCAAUCCCCUCUUUGACAGGAAAUGUUGAAGGAUUUGGUGAAAUGGAAAGCUAAAAUUGAGCAACAGCUGAUGGAGAUUUCAAGUGCAGUUAGUGCUAUGCAGACAUCGAGGAAGUAACUUAUUCUUUUCCUUGGAAAUGAAUGGAGUAUUCAGUUUCAAUCCCCCAACGCCCCCUCCCUACCAGGCCUGCCUCUUCCAUUUUAUCUCCUUUUUGUCCUCGUUGGAUAACUUAGAUUAGAUUUAUAUUAGUAUAAUUUAGAUCUUGUAUAGGACAACACUGAAGCCUAGCUCCUCCACUUCCAAUACAAUGGAUCCGUGGCGCCACAUCUAACCUUAACCUACAAAGAAGAACUUACAUUGUGAGCUGCAAGUUGUCAAUAUCAUGCUCACAGGGUAGAAACCUUUUUUCCAGGUACAGAUUUUGUGUAGAAAUAUGCUUAAUUUAGUUCAUGACCUGUGGAUCUGUUUAUUAUAUUUGACUUGUCUUUUACUAAUGACAUAUAUUAAAUUAUAUGAAUGUGGAUUGCUAUGGCUCCAGUGGGUUGUUACAAGUGCAUGUAAUGUGCUCGGAUGCUGAGGUAGUUGCCAUUUUUUUUAAUUAUUAUUUUAUCAUUAUUAUUUCAAGUAAUAUCAGGCUGCUGACUACUAGGUCUAGCAUUCUGUGUUGUUUUAUGAAAUGGCUAGGUUGUGAUUUUGAAAAUUAUAGUAAAAAACUCAGAUUCUGGUACGUUUAUA
Molecule: messenger RNA, 2359 nt
Organism: Durio zibethinus
Lineage: Eukaryota; Viridiplantae; Streptophyta; Magnoliopsida; Malvales; Malvaceae
Source: RefSeq, a predicted model, not a curated record